Molecule: messenger RNA, 1309 nt
Organism: Varroa destructor (honeybee mite)
Lineage: Eukaryota; Metazoa; Arthropoda; Arachnida; Mesostigmata; Varroidae
Gene: Mrm2
Product: Mitochondrial rRNA methyltransferase 2
Biological process (GO): RNA methylation
Cellular component (GO): mitochondrion
Molecular function (GO): rRNA (uridine-2'-O-ribose)-methyltransferase activity
Source: RefSeq, a predicted model, not a curated record
GACGCAAUAAAGGCGUUUAUGUUUUGCAUAGGGCUGGGAUUGCAGUGACAUCCAGAUCAGAUAGCCUGUGUUACUGAUAUAUUGUGAGCUCUAUGGAAACAGUUUUGGUGGUGUUAGUUUCGUCAAGCGAUACGUUAGUAUACCUCUGACAGCUCUGCGUAUUUUACAAGGCACCGCUUUUACAUCCGCGAUAAUAUACACUAUUGGAAGCCUGUCGUACUUGAAUACGUUUCAUGGCGAAAAAUAAUGAUAUUAAAGAAACAAUUAACUAAGGUGCUGCUAGGUCGGCAAAGGGUGUAUUUUUUACAUCAUCUAGCACCGUUUGUGCAGCCUCGAGUCUAUCCUAUUCGGGAUCUACAUUGCUCGCCAAUGCUGUGUGUCGUACCGAAGAAUCUCAAAGGAAAAGGUAAACCGGCUCAAGACUGGUUGACUCGACAACUAAACGAUCCGUACGUGAAAAAAUCUCGUUAUGAGAAUUACCGCGCGCGCAGCGCUUACAAAUUGAUCGAAAUCGAUGCGAAGUAUUCAAUUCUGAAGCCAGGAAUGUCUAUCGUCGACUGCGGGGCCGCGCCGGGAAGUUGGACACAGGUGGCUGUACAAAGGGUAAACGCAGACGGGAAAAUGGAAGGUUGCAAGCGCUUUCUUCAGGGAACUGUUAUUGCAUUGGAUAUAAUCCCGUUUGAGCCCGUUCAGCACGCGAUCUGUCUGCCCGAAAUGAAUAUCUUUAGUGAGGAAUGUACGGAGAAAUUAGCAUCUAUAAUGAUGGCGCGAAGCGGUUCUAAUGACUUUAAUAAAUCUAGCUUUGUUGAUGUUGUCCUUAGUGACAUGUGUCCAUCGGCAUCAGGCCACAAGGAAAUAGACCAUGACAAUGUCAUAAAGCUUUGUUACGCGGCACUCAAAUUCACUGUGUUACAUCUCGUCACAGGAGGCACAUUUUUGUGCAAAAUUUGGCGCGGAAGGAGGGAGACGGAUCUUUGUCAGGAUCUGAAAAAUUUAUUUGAAAAUGUCCGGUACGUCAAGCCUCCUGCCUCACGAGACGACUCUGCGGAAAUCUAUCUUUUAGCUCAAAAUUUCCGUGGUAUCGAAAACAAAUACGAAUCACCAUUUAACAAGCAAACAAGGUCAAGCGGUUCUGUAGGAACCAAAAUAGUUCUCUAACUUCAUGGGUCCUAGUUGAAUGAGUCGGAUUUGCUGACGUAGUUACUAAAAUAAUGUAAAUUUCCAUUUAGCUUUCACUGUGUUAAUUAUUAGUUGUUCCCUUUUAUGAAAUAAACGUUACAUAAAAACUGAACUGAAAAAAGGAAGAACA